Messenger RNA from Stereum hirsutum FP-91666 SS1, 1362 nucleotides. RefSeq lists its product as uncharacterized. Bases 1 to 1362 code for a protein of 453 amino acids. NCBI's taxonomy places the organism in Eukaryota, Fungi, Basidiomycota, Agaricomycetes, Russulales, Stereaceae. The transcript has a single exon. The record is from RefSeq and is a predicted model, not a curated record.
AUGAACACUCUUCCAACAGAACUCGUUCGCAGCAUCUUCCUGUUUUGCGCUAGGGAUGAGUCGCUUGGUGGACUGAUACGUCUUGAGCCGAAAUCAGCGCCUAUUCUCUUGACACAAAUCUGCCAUGAAUGGCGCGAUGUUGUCUACGAUAGCCCAGAAUUGUGGUCGAACCUGAUCCUCCCUUCUCUAUCUGGUUUUCACGAUCGAGAAACGGCAGAACCGCUACUGCUCACAGUAAGGAGAUGCAUCGCCUUGUCCUCUUCACUUCCUUUCUCCUUUCGUUAUACCGACCUCCAAGGACCCACCGCGCUCGUCAAAGAGUACCUCAGCAUUCUAUACGAGCAUGCACAUAGAUGGCACACUGUCGAUCUGCAUAUUCCCAGCUACGACGCACUGGCUAGGAUGUCACUCAAAGCUACGCCAAUGCUCGUCAGCAUCAAAGUCUUGGCUAGCUCUACACUAGCGUUUGACAGUAUUGCAACAAACCCUCUCAUGCACUCCCUACAGCAAUCGUCGACUCUACGCAACCUCUCCGUCGGUUUCAUCGACCGCAUUCUCCCCUUCGUACGGGCCAUAUCUCAGUGCGGCGAGCUCCAUUCCCUCAGCUUUCAUCACAUACAAAGACGAUUCGAAGAUGAACAUGAGACCGACGUUUCAUCGCUUUUCAUGCCGCAUCUGAAGCGACUAUCCAUGACGUGGAGAGGUUGGAAUGUAGGCUCCGCUUACAGAACUCUCCUUCCACUCCUAUUCGCGACGAGUCUUCGGGAACUGAACCUCGAAAUCUAUACGAGCCCGUCGUCUACGCUUCGCGGCUUGUGCGGCCCACUGCACGCCAUGCUUUCGCACUGUUCAGAAACGCUGACAAGCCUGAACCUACGUAACGCAUUGAUGUCUACCCCCGAGCUCAUCACCAUCCUCGAUUGCGUCCCCAACUUGAUGCACCUUACCUUGUACGGCAUGAUUAUAACUGUUCCCAUCAUCUCCGCUCUCACUCUACGGUUCUCCUCGUCGGGCGUCCUGCAGUCCGGCCGUAACACGCGAUUGAAAGUCAUCGUCGUGGGCGGUAUGUCCAACCUUCGUCCGGAGGACUUCACGAGGUUCCAUGUUGAUCGAGGAGAGUUAGAAGCAUUUUGGUCGAAAGCGAUCGCCAUGGUCGAGUCCAGGUGGCGCCUGCCUACCGAUGCGUCGAAUGCGGAUGGUUCUCGGGUUGAGCGUCUCGAACGGUGUUACAUCGAGAGCGAAUGGACCGGGUGGCAUCAGCGGAGCCAUAUACGACAAGCUGCUCCGGAGCAGUGGACUCGGGUACAAGGCAUGGUGGCAGAAGGAUUCGUGUGGGGCGAGCGGAGUGCUCACUGGCAGUAA